AUGCCUGCUGUUCCUUCAAAUACUUGUACGACAGCUUUUGAUCCUGAUACUUCAAGAAUUUGUCCACUACGUAUACAACCAUCAGGUAAUGUUAAAUUAACAAUUUCAGCAAAUUUAGGAAAUUUAACAUUAUCUAAUAUUACUAAUGGGCCAUUAACACCACGACUGAAACAACAACAACUACUACAGAAACAACCACGACCACCACAGAAACAACAAAAACCACUACAACCACAAAAAACCACGACCACCACAACAACAACAAAAACAACGACAACCACAACCACAACUACAACAAAACCCACAACAACAACAACUACCACAACAACCACAACAACAACNGAUUUAUCAAAUGGAGUUCAUAUGUAA
Rotaria sp. Silwood2 is the source of this 369-nucleotide messenger RNA. The record is from the annotation of a GenBank genome assembly. Lineage: Eukaryota; Metazoa; Rotifera; Eurotatoria; Philodinida; Philodinidae.